Telopea speciosissima is the source of this 2300-nucleotide messenger RNA. RefSeq lists its product as uncharacterized. The record is from RefSeq and is a predicted model, not a curated record. The transcript is spliced from 3 exons. Bases 1 to 1965 code for a protein of 654 amino acids. NCBI's taxonomy places the organism in Eukaryota, Viridiplantae, Streptophyta, Magnoliopsida, Proteales, Proteaceae. Gene Ontology annotation, molecular function: oxidoreductase activity.
AUGAUGUUAUUCCUUCCUUCGCGGUUGUCUAUCUCCCUUCACUACCCUCAGUCCCUCUCUUCCUCCACCACCCUUCUCCGACUUAACAUAACCACCGCCGCUUUCAGCAACAAUAGCAGGAGAAGGUCAUCCUCUACAAUAGCUAUGUCUUCUUCCUCACCUUCUCCCUCUUCUCCUUCUUCUCUUUCUGUUAUUCAUUCAAAAGAAGACUCGAACCAGCAGCAGCAGCAGCAGCAGAAGCAAGUCUUAUUAAACCAGGUCCUGAAAUAUCACAACCAAACCAAGCAUGCGUUCAACAAUUAUGCCAGAGGUCCUCACGGCCUCGACUGGGCCAACCAACCCAACCCCUUCCGCCGCUACAUCUCCUCUCCCCUUCUCCCUCUCCAACACCUCCCUCUACAACGAGAUUCCACCGAUGAUCCCCUCUACUCUUCUCUCUUCCUCUCUCUGCCCUCCCCUAAACCCAUCUCCCUAUCGACCCUUUCUCAGUUCUUCUACGACUCCCUCGCUCUCUCCGCUUGGAAGACCACCGGUUACUCUACUUGGUCCCUCCGUGUAAACCCUAGCAGCGGUAAUCUCCACCCCACCGAGUCCUACGUCAUAGCUCCCCCCAUCGACUCUCUUUCCGACUCUCCUUUUGUCGCGCAUUAUGCCCCGAAGGAGCAUUCGCUCGAGCUUCGUACUACAAUCCCAUCUGAUUUCUUACCCAAAUUCUUCCCUGAAGGUUCGUUCUUGGUGGGCUUCUCCUCAAUUUUCUGGCGAGAGGCCUGGAAGUAUGGGGAGCGCGCGUUUCGGUACUGUAACCAUGACGUGGGUCACGCUAUUGCUGCUGCUGCCAUGGCCGCUGCCGGGCUUGGGUGGGAUGUCAAGCUUCUUGAUGGAUUGAGUUAUUCUGAUUUGGAGAAGCUUAUGGGGCUGGACCAUUUCCCCAGUUUUGAGAUUCCAUCUCGUCCUGUGAAGGGGAGAUUGCCCGAGAUUGAAUUCGAACACCCAGAUUGCGUUCUCGUUGUCUUCCCCAGUGGGAAAAAUGCUGAGUUUUCUGUGGACUACGAAGGUUUGAGUUCUGCCAUAUCAAAAUUCUCGGAAUUGGAUUGGAAGGGGAAGACUAAUGCUCUUAGUAAAGAGCAUAUCGUUUGGGAUAUUAUCUAUCGAACUGCGGAAGUUGUGAAGAAGCCUCUCACGCCUGGGGAUCGGUUCUCUAUUGAUCAGUUUCAAGGAAGUGCUUUGUAUUCGGAAGGCUCGUAUAAAGAUUUGACAAUGAGGGAAGUCGUUCGGAAGAGGAGGAGUGCAGUUGACAUGGAUGGAGUCCACGUGAUGGAGAGAGAAACUUUCUAUCAGAUUCUUCUGCAUUGUCUGCCCUCAGGUGCACAAGGGGGAGAGAAGCAGGGGAAACCGUUGUCUUUACCAUUUCGAGUGCUUCCUUGGGAUUCAGAGGUGCACGCUGUUCUCUUUGUCCACAGGGUAGCGAGGCUGCCAAAAGGAUUGUAUUUCUUUGUGAGAAAUGAGAAUCAUUUUAAUGACCUUAAGCGUGCUAUGAGGUCUGAGUUCGAGUGGGAGAAGCCAGAGGGUUGCCCUGACGAUCUUCCUCUGUAUAGACUUGCUAGCGGUGAUUUCAAAUUGCUAGCUAAGCGUCUUUCAUGCCAUCAGGAUAUCGCUGGUGAUGGCUGUUUCAGCCUAGGUAUGGUAGCUCGUUUUGAACCAACUCUGAAUGAGAAGAAUGCGUGGAUGUAUCCUCGGUUAUUCUGGGAGACUGGAAUUCUCGGUCACAUCUUGUACCUUGAGCCUCAUGCUGUUGGUAUAUCUGCCACCGGAAUUGGUUGUUACUUCGAUGAUGCUGUGCAUGAGGUUCUUGGAUUACGUAGAUCUGAGUUCCAGAGUCUAUAUCAUUUUACUGUUGGAGGACCGGUUAUAGACAAGCGGAUAAUGAGUCUACCAGCAUAUCCAGGCCCUGGUAUUGAUGCAUGAUUGCCCAUCAUAUUUAUGGAUGCGCCCAUUCGCCCAAUGGUGAUACAGAAAGUAUCCAGGUUCCAUAGCUAAGUAGAAGAUACGAUAGACAUACUGCAUCAAGGAUGAUAUAUAUCUGUGCAAAGAUCACUGGGUCAGAAUAGUUUGUUUUCUGUUGCAUAGUAAGUAUCACUCAGAUAUAGUCACCAGAAUUUCAUAUGGAAUGGCCUUUUGCCAGUAACUGACUCCGGCUGCAGAUCUCAUUCUUCUCUCUCUACUAUCACAACCCUUGCUGAAAGACCACUGACCACUUUGUUGAAUGCCAUAUAAUACCAAUGUUUGUACAGGUUGAUAAA